This is a messenger RNA of Malus domestica (apple), 2458 nucleotides long. Its product is annotated as probable protein phosphatase 2C 71. Gene Ontology annotation, molecular function: protein serine/threonine phosphatase activity. The record is from RefSeq and is a predicted model, not a curated record. Lineage: Eukaryota; Viridiplantae; Streptophyta; Magnoliopsida; Rosales; Rosaceae. Gene Ontology annotation, biological process: protein dephosphorylation. Gene Ontology annotation, cellular component: chloroplast.
AGAUUGCCUAAUAUGAUCGACAUAAUAAUAAUAAUAUAAGAAAAAUGGGUAAUCCGUUCGUGAGAAGCGGGUUGAGCUUCUCCGCCAUGUUUCCAACCCACAUUCUUCCGCCGCUUAAACCCUUGCACGAAACAGUCCUCACUAGAAUUCCGAUUGGAUUUCCGAAGCUCCGGCCGACGCUUCCGCCGCACUCCUCCUCCUCCUCCUCCCCCUCCUCCUCCUCCUCAAACUUUGAUAUCAUUUCCACAAGCGAGUUGCGAGAUGGUAGCUUUCUCUUCCGCUUUGGGGACGAGAGCGAGAAAUCUGUUGCCACUGAAACAGAGAUUGAUGCUCGUAGUCAUCUGGAGGAUCCUGUGCAAGAUUCAGAAUUGAGCCAAACAUUGUUGGGAAGCACAGGAAGUGGGGCUGGUGGCGGUGCAGGUGCCGAAGAGAAUGUUAUUGAUGCGGUUUCAGUGACGAGCACCGACAAUUCGACUCACGGUGGUGUAGGUGAAGAAGCCACAACCACAACCACAAUCACAAUCACAACCACAGCAGAUGAAACCCAGGUCAGCAAUAUAACUCAUGCUUAUCCAGCAAUUGGCGGCGCCACGGAGGCCGAGAAUGGUGUUAAUGUGGUUUCAGUGACGAGCACUGGCAGUGCGACUGCUGCUGGUGGUGGUGGUGAAGAAAUCACAAUUAGAACCACAACCACAACUACAGCAGAUCAAACUCAAGUCAGCAAUGAAAUCCAUGCUUUUGGAGCAAGUGGCUGUGACAGAGCCGCAAAGGCCGAGGAGAAUGCUGUUGAUGCGGUUUCAGUGACGAGCACCGAAGAUGCAACUGGCGGCAGUGGUGGUGAACAAACCACAACCGCGAGCACAACCACAGCGGAUGAGACUCAAGUCUCCUUCGUGUUAGCUGAGAAUGCCCCUUCCACAAAUUCAGAAGAUGAAUUCGCAGAGGGCGAAGCACAUAGAAGUGACGUUUCAGGAGUAUCAACUUCUAAGAUAGUGGAAUUCCAUACAGUUGAGGGCGCUUCUGAUGGGGAGGACGUACCUGCAGCUGUUCUUCAACUAUCUUCCAGUGCUGCUUUAUUACCACAUCCCUCAAAGGCAUUGACAGGUGGGGAGGAUGCUUACUUUGUUGCUGGCCAAAACUGGUUAGGUGUGGCUGAUGGAGUGGGUCAGUGGUCGCUAGAAGGGGUUAAUCCUGGACUAUAUGCUCGUGAACUCAUGGAGAAUUGUGAAAGGUUCAUAUCCGAUUGCAAAGGUUUACCAUUGACUGAACCAGAAGAAGUCCUUAUUAGAGGCUUAUCCAGUACAAAAUCUCCUGGAUCAUCCACAGUGUUAGUUGCUUAUUUUGAUGGUCAGGCUCUCCAUGUGGCCAACAUUGGAAACUCGGGAUUUAUUGUAAUUAGAAAUGGUGCUGUCUUUAAAAAAUCAUCACCAAUGGUUCACGAGUUCAAUUUUCCAGUACGGGUUGAAAGCGGUGAUGAUCCCUCAAAACUUUUAGAGAAAUACCGAAUUGAUUUGGAUGUGGGCGAUGUGGUUGUCACUGCAACAGAUGGUCUCUUCAACAACUUGUAUGAGCAAGAGAUCACCUCAGUUGUAUCGAAGUCACUGCAAACCGGGUUGGAACUACAGGACAUAGCAGAGGUCUUGGCCACUAGUGCACAAGAGUUGGGGCAAUCUAAAUCUACAAGGAGCCCAUUUGCUGAUGCAGCCAAGGCACAUGGGUAUGCCGGAUAUAGUGGCGGCAAGCUUGAUGAUGUGGUCGUUAUCCUGUCAUGUGUAGAAAAGAAACCCAUCGGUACUUUACGAGAGUGCCUUGCACAGCUCUCCAUGCUGCAGAAGAAAAUAAAAACAGUGAACAAAUGAUGUACAAUGAUAAAAUCAAAAGGUAAUAUCUAAAGAAUCGAUUUAUCAGCAAUUGUGACAUUCAUUAUUCCUAAAAAGUUGUUGAUUCACAAAUAAAUAAAUGAAAGUAAUCGGAAAAGAAAAGUUUACCGCAGGCUGACUGAAUCAAAGCUCAAAAUGACUAGGAUAUUUUUCCGGCGAUGAUUGCAGGUGAUUGCUGCCUGUGACUUCUGUCAUUUCCUUGAAAACAAUGUCAUGAACUUGAGCUUAAAAUAAAUGUUGAUAAGAGAAUGACUAACCUCUUUGCUAGAACUAAAGAAUCAAGCAAUAGCAUCUAUAACCCACUUUAAAAUUUGUGGUUGACUUCAAAGAAUGAACUACUUUAUAAACAGAUCAGAUUCUUUAUAAACACCUCUAGGUAACAACAGUAGGACAUUCUUCACGAAUUAACUCUCUCAAAUAGGCUCAAUUUUCAAAUUAAAUUUGGUCAGUCGUUCACCAAAAAAGCAAAUCCACAUUUUGAUUAAAAAGUUGGGAAACUAUCUCGUAUUUGGUUCAGAAGACAUCAUUCCCAAAUAUUUAUAGAAGUUGGGGAGUUUUGGACGCAAUUCUCGUAUCCU